Lindgomyces ingoldianus is the source of this 2061-nucleotide messenger RNA. RefSeq names its product FAD-binding domain-containing protein. The transcript has 7 exons. NCBI's taxonomy places the organism in Eukaryota, Fungi, Ascomycota, Dothideomycetes, Pleosporales, Lindgomycetaceae. Gene Ontology annotation, molecular function: FAD binding. Bases 140 to 1783 code for a protein of 547 amino acids. The record is from RefSeq and is a predicted model, not a curated record.
AAAGGAGAACCGCAUAUCGAUAUUACGGUACGCCGACUGACAAUCUGUUUCCAAUCAACUUGCAUUUACCACAAAUGCAUUUGAUAAGUGUGGGUGGUUUCUCAAAGCGUGAGUACUUUCAAGGUGGUGUCCAAAAACCAUGGCUCCAAUCCUGCUAGCCCUUUCACUCUUGCUGCAGUUUUUGGUCAUCUUGCCCACCAUUUCGGGGUGGCCAGUCUCUGAUGCUGCAGAUACGUUCGACUUUUUGCUUUCUCGAGACCUCAUUUCAGCCAUUCAAGGCUCGCUGAAGAGCACAGCAGCUGCAUCGGUCCUGCGGCAGCAGAUUAACAAAUACUCGAGAGCAAUUGAUGAGGUUGCCGGGCUUGGCAGCGACUUGCCGGUUUCCAAACGCGCUGCCGCCGCUUGCAAGAUUGCUGAUCUCAUAUUUCCCGGACGUGUCUUUGCGGCGAAUGAUCCGGAGUACCAGUCCGAAGAGGAUUUCAAUUGGUCCCAGACUUGCUGGCUGCCGGCUGCAUGCUUCAUUCAGCUGAGAACAACAGCAGAUGUUGCUGCUGCGUUAAAAGUCAUUCGGCACGUAGGUACGAAGUUCGCCGUCCGAAGUGGAGGCCACAAUCCCAAUUCUGGCUUUGGAAGUAUCGGCGAUUCUGGGGUUCUGCUUGACCUCCACGGUCUCGAUACUCUUUCCUUAAGCGAUGAUGGCAUCCUCCAUGCUGGGCCAGGGAUUACAUGGGGGAAGGCAUACGACUUCUUGGACCCUCAUGGGAUUACUGUAAUAGGUGGCCGGCAUUAUACAGUUGGUUUGCCAGGUUUCCUGCUCGGAGGCGGCAUGACGUUCUUCCCAAACCUCUAUGGUCUUGGCACAGAUAGUGUGAAGAGUUACGAGGUGGUCCUAGCCAACUCAACAAUCAUCGAUGCGAAUGCGCACGAAAAUGCCGAUCUCUGGCGAGCGCUCAAGGGUGGAGGCUCAAACUUUGGAAUCGUAACUCGCUUCGAUAUCGAAACGCAUCCACUCCACAACGUGCAAUACUCUCUCAAUCUCUACGAUCCAUCUGAUUAUGUCAACAUUCUCUAUGCUACCACCCAGGUCCAGAAAGCCAUGGAGACCGACUCUAAUAUCGGCUUCUUCCUCAACGUCAAUCCCACCGUGAUCAUCGCAGGUUUGUUGUAUGCGGAUUGGCCCACAGUACCGCCAAGCGCAUUCAAUGCUUUCGAUAGUCUGAAGUCUUUCUGGGGUCCGUUUAUUCCCACCACAAAUGGCACCAUUGCGACCUUGACUAGUGCUAUAAAUAUUGGAGACUUUCCUGCUAAAAGAGAGCCGUAUGCGGCUAGUACCAAGGUGGACCACGCGCUAUACGUCGACGUUCACGAACGCUAUCUCGAGUUAUUGAAGACAGAUAUGCCGUCAGCAAACUUGUCGUAUACAAUUCAGCCUGUGGCAAAGGCUGCGGUUCAGGCUGGUGAGUACAGGGGAGGCAAUUCGUUGGGGCUGGAAAAGGUGUCGCAGUCUUGGUGGGCACCAUUGGUUGAAUGGUUCGAUGACAGUACUGACAUUGCAGCACACAAAGCCUUAAAUGACCUUGGAAACUCGGUCCAAUCAUUUGCACAAAAGCGCGGCAAGGCACUGAACUACCAAUUCAUGAACGACGGAUCGUACACGCAGAAGAUCUUGGAUAGCUAUGGCACGAGGCAAGUCGACACUUUGAAGAAGGUGGCAAAGAAGUACGAUCCCACAGGUGUGUUUCAGACAUUACAGAAUGAUGGAUUCCUCCUCAGGAGGCUCUGAUGGCUGAGGGUUACGGAUAGGUUGCGAUCUUCCUGGUGGGUGUUGUGGAACGUUAAGUGCCGACAGGAGGAUUUGGGAUUGUGGGUGACACAAGAUGGAUGCAAGAUUGUGCAAGUGGUGGGGAGGCCACGAGUGUGCGCAGGGUGGUGAUUGUGGCUUAAAGGAAGAUUGUGUGUUCGACGAAGUGUGCGUGACUAAAGGUAGCAUCUUUCAGAACAACGCGCUGCAGGCUCCGAACGCUGAAUCCCCAACCCGAUUCAGCAGCUCGCAUCUUGGUG